AUGUCGCCUCCGGACAACGAGGAUGAGACCCAGCCGCUCCUUGCUGCCCGCCACGACUCUUACGACUCUCAUGACACUCCCCCAAAACGCACUCCCCUUCCUACGACUCAACUGGGCAUAGUCCUCUUUCUCCAACUAGCGGAACCGCUCACCAGUCAGGUUAUAUAUCCAUUUGCACCACAGCUGAUACGAGAUGUCGGAAUCACCAAUGGGGACGAAACGAAGGUUGGAUAUUAUGUGGGCAUAAUGCAAUCGCUCUUUUUUCUGACGCAGGCGAUGACUGUGCUUUACUGGUCCCGUUUGUCUGACCAGAUUGGUCGUAAACCCGUCAUUCUCUCUGGCCUCAUCGGCCUGAGUAUUUCUAUGUACUGCUUUGGGCUUUCCCGGACAUUCUGGGGACUAGUGUUAAGCCGGAGUCUAAACGGUGCUCUCAACGGAAACAUAGGCGUUAUCAAGAGCAUGAUCGCAGAAAUGACUGACACAACCAACAUCGCACAAGCAUAUGCUUACAUGCCAAUUGCCUGGUCAGGCGGCGGAGUACUCGGUCCCAUAAUUGGCGGAUUUCUCGCGCAUCCUGUUGAGCGGUUCCCGGCUUUGUUUGGAGACAGUGAUUUCCUCCGAAAAUACCCUUACUUCCUUCCCUGUGCUGUCCCUGCAACAUACUCGAUCAUUGCAUGGCUUGUCACCCUGUUCUUCCUACGAGAAACUGCGACUGGUCCGUCCAUAAUCACAAUACCGAGUGUGCUAGAUGGACGAGAUGGAAAAGCGGGGAAGCGGGAAUCGUUGGAGGAUGCGCGAGAUCCAGAACCCGAAAGCGAGCCAGCAGUUCCUCUCCGCCAACUGCUAACACGACGAGUGUUUAUAGCCGGCGGCAACUACGCUUUCCUCUCUCUCGUAGACAUCGCGUUCCGUGCCGUCCACCCAGUAUUCCUUGCCACCCCAAUCGACCUGGGUGGCCUUGGCCUCUCAACAGUCCGCAUUGGCCGACUGUUGUCCGUCUUUGGCGUCCUGAACGGCAUCUUCCAGAUAUUCUUUUUUGCCCCACUCCACGAUUACCUCGGGAGCAAGCUCAUGUAUAACAUCGGCAUCUUCACCGCCCUCCCGAGUCUCGCCAUGUUCCCCUUGCUGAGCUACCUCGCAAGGCAAGAGCAAACGGUCACCACAUUCAUCUGGUUCCUUGCCGUAGUCCAAAUUGCCAUCUCAAUCGGACUGUCACUCUCCUAUGGCGCCGUCUUCAUCUACAUCUCCUCGGCCUCUCCCAACCGUGCUUCGCUUGGCGCAACAAACGGACUGUGCCAGCUUUCAGUGUCGCUCAUGCGCACAAUAGGGCCCGCAAUAUCCAACUCGCUCUUCUCGCUGUCAAUUGAGAAACAGUACGCGCACGGGUGGAUGGUGUACUACAUCCUGAUGGGCAUAACCGUGUUUGCUCUAUGGACAGGGUCGUUGUUGCCCAAAAAGCCUUGGACAAUGGGCAAGUAA
Mycena indigotica is the source of this 1479-nucleotide messenger RNA. RefSeq names its product Major facilitator superfamily multidrug-resistance DHA1 sub-family. The transcript is spliced from 7 exons. Gene Ontology annotation, biological process: transmembrane transport. The record is from RefSeq and is a predicted model, not a curated record. Gene Ontology annotation, molecular function: transmembrane transporter activity. The coding region runs from base 1 to 1479 and encodes 492 amino acids. NCBI's taxonomy places the organism in Eukaryota, Fungi, Basidiomycota, Agaricomycetes, Agaricales, Mycenaceae.